Messenger RNA from Racocetra persica, 489 nucleotides. The record is from the annotation of a GenBank genome assembly. Lineage: Eukaryota; Fungi; Glomeromycota; Glomeromycetes; Diversisporales; Gigasporaceae.
AUGGUGAAAGAUCUUAAAAAAAGAACCUGUCAAUUCUACAUUGUGCAAGAAAAAGUUAGUAUUGUUCGAUAUACUCUCUGUAAAGGCAAUAUUAAGGUCACUAUAAAGUUUAGUUUAGAUAAGUCUCAGGUUGGCUAUUGGGUAAUACAACUAAAAGAUAAGCUAACUGAAAUCGAAUACAGCAAGUCAUAUCAUCUUAAAGCAGAAAUUGAUCCUAAGAUUAUUCAGUGUGCAUUUCAUAAAUACUCUAUUUCUAAUACUAUAGACAGGUCAAAAGAUGAUGAAAUAUAUCAUGAUAAAAUAUUUUGCAGUAAAACUUAUAAAGUUAAUACUGAAAUUCACAAUAUUCUGAAUGAACAAGAUAAAAAUAUUAUUAAGAUUGAUUCUAGCAAAUAUGAUAAAGAUCAAGAAUAUUAUGUUGAAAAUCAAAAGCAUCAUAAUAUAGUAGUUAAAGAAAAUAAUGAUGUUCUUGUUUUUACAAGUGAAUAA